CUGCGGUCCCUUCCUCCUGCACUGUUUUAGUAUUACACGCCCUUGUCGGUGGGGCUUCACGGUGUGGGCGGAAACCUCGGUCAGCUGUGGCUCUCGAGUAGAUUGGUCGCAACCCUGCGAAAGGUGGAGCCGCCCCGCGAUUGAAAGUGGGGAUUGAGCGGUGGAGUUGCGCGAAUUGGCCACCACACACACACACGUUGCUUUUCCCCUGCAAGAGUGGGGUCGCGAAGCCGGAGAAUCCGAAGCUUUUUUUGUUUUACUGAAGACAGGAGUUUGUGUUUCAAAUAUAAUAUAUAUAUAUAUAUAUCUCUGUUCUCCCACCAGUCGACCCACAGGUAUUUUUGAGCGUCUGGUGCUGGAUAAUUGCAAGUUGCUUUUCCUUCGACAACAACUGAAGCUGAAGCUGAAUUUCUAGCGGAGUUUUCUGCUGCUCCUUCGCUCGGCAGAGAUGCGCCUCUCGCCCGGCGCCGGCUCCAGCUCCAGCUCCUGUUUCUGGGCUUCGGCUUUGCUGUUUCAUCCUCUGUGGCUUGUGGCCGUGGCCGGGGGGAUCUCCGGGACCCCGGCGGCUUCUCAUGGACACUUGCGGCCGGGGAGAGGAGGGGAGAAGGGGGCAGCGAGGCUGGGCUGGGGACACGGGUUGACUGUGAGCCGAGCCGGGGCUGGAGGUGAGGACAGGGGUCGGGACCAGCAUGAGGAUGAGGAGGAGGAGGAGGUGGUGGUGGAGGUGGGUGAGAUGGUGGCUCUGGGCUCCGAGAUAGCCAGGGUGAGAUGGCCAGAGCAAGGCAGGCAGAGCCACCUCGUCUACCGCGCCCGCCCGGAGAUCCCACAACUGUUCGUGGUGCCGGCCAGCGGGCAGAUCGUGGCUGUCGGCUCUCGCUGAUGGGGCUGCAGGACGUCCGGCUGACUGUGCAAGGGCUGGAGAGGGCAGGGCGGUCCCUGUCCGUGCGGGUGAAGGUGAAGGUGAGACGGGGCAGCGCGGCUGCAGCGGCCGGGAGAGGCGAGGGAAGAGUCGGCAGCAGGGCAGCCCGCUCGGCUCCACAGCCUCUCAGCCACACGGUUACAGUCUCCCGGGACAGCGAGGUGGGCAGCAUCAUCUACACCCUCCCCGACCCCGGCCGCUGGUUCCAACUCGUCUCCCCGGUGGACGCGCCGGUACAAGUGGAGCGGGACUCGGGCAAAGUUUACUUAUCCCGCAGACUGCUCGCAGAGUCGCCCGUCCACGUAUCCAUCCGUGUCAACAGUGAGACAGGUGAUGAUUGGUACCUUUGCCAUCUGACGAUAAAGUUGUUGAGGGAAUGUUUUCCCGCGUGGACAAUGCAGCUGUUCCCGUAUUUAACAGUCGUAGCUCCGGAUGCUACGAAGGGUACCCCGGUUUUCCAGCUAUCCGCCUGGGAUGACUCCGAUCACUCUGCCGAUGGAAUGGAAUACUUUCUAACGGAAGGGGGAGAGGAGAGGUUUGAAGUUGACAGAAGCUCCGGCAUCAUCAGGACCACUGGCUUGCCGCUGGUGAGGAACAACGAGUAUGUGUUGACGGUGCUGGCCGUCGAUAAGUGCGGAAACAAAGGAACCCCCGCCUCCGUUUUCAUCCUGGUGGGUUCCAGGCCCCCGCAGUUCACCAACGUCUCCUACAGCCUGUUUGUUUCUGAAAACACCCCAGCGGGACUGCCCAUUUUGAUUGUGGAAGCCAUUUCAUUCCAGAGACGAUCUCUCUCCUACUCGCUGUUGAUAAAUCCCAGCAACAUCUUCACGAUAAAAACAAACCAACACAAUGGCGAGCUGAGUCUGAUACACAGCAUUGAUUAUGAAAGCGAGCAUCACCUGUACCAUCUACUGGUGCGGGCACUGGAAGCCGCUACUGGUCUCUCACCAGCGACAUCGGUUGUAAUUCACAUCGAUGAUGAGAACGACUGUACUCCAGAAUUCCUGCAUCCCAUCUACAGCUGCAACAACAUUCCUGAAAACAUUCCCGUUGGCACCUCUCUGUUGCAAGUGCUGGCCCAGGACUGCGACGCGGGGCCCAACGCGGAGAUUUCCUACUUCACCCAGGCCGCCGAGUUUGCCGUUACCCCUCAGGGCCUGGUCGUGGCCAAGCAACGGCUGGACUAUGAGAAAACCAACCACAUGUACGAGUUUGUGGUGGCCGCGGUGGACAGAGGUCAACCCCCUCGGACCGGGACGACAUCCGUGCGGAUACGGAUCUCCAACGUCAACGACCAGAGCCCCGCCUUCUCACAGAACGUAUAUAAGACGUUUCUAUCUGAAGAUGCUGGGCCUAAUAGUCUGGUCGCCACAGUGCAUGCGAAGGAUGCUGAUGGUGACAAUGUUAUCUAUACAAUCACUGGAGGAAACGAAGAGAAAAACUUUGUACUUGACAACCAAAAAGGAAUAAUUAAACUGCGGGGCAGCCCGCCGCCGAGACUCCAGGGGCCGCAGUACGUGCUGAGCAUCACGGCGACGGACGAUAACGCCUCGGGAGGGCCCAGCUCCCUCAGCAGCAGCGCCCAGGUCAUCGUGGGCAUCAAUGACGUCAACAACAACAAGCCCCUGUUUACAGAGUGUUUAAAGUACAGUGAAGAUGCUUGUGUCUUGGAGAACCAGCCCGCUGGAACGUUCGUACUUCAAGUCAAGGCUCAUGAUGCUGAUCUUGGAGUGAAUGGACAGGUGAAAUAUGGACUUAUGAUUCGAGAAGGGAUUACUCCAGGUUUCCGAGUUAAUCCUGACACUGGAUCCAUUACCACAACCCAGAGCUUUGACAGGGAACGCCAGCGAGAGUACACCUUGUCAGUAACUGCAACAGACCAGGCCCAGGAGCCACUCAUCGGCAUUUGCCAGCUGACCAUACUCAUAGCUGAUGAAAAUGACAAUGACCCAAAGUUUGAGAAUAGCCGCUACCAAUACUACCUGCGGGAGGACACGCCAGUCGGCAACAGCUUCCUGCGGGCAGCGGCCCAUGACGAUGACCACGGGAGCAAUGCCGUCAUCACCUACUCCAUAUCACGGCAACAACCAGAGUACUUCCAGAUUAGCUCCAGCACCGGCUGGAUCUACGUCAACCACCCCAUCUCCCAGGUCUCACGCAUCAGUCGUCAAAUUAUAGCGACAGAUGGAGGUAAUCGAAGCAGCAUUGUGGAACUGAUGGUUAUUAUCACCAAUAUACACAACCAGCCGCCACAGUGGGAGCAAGACCAAUAUCGGAUAACAAUCCCAGAGAACACCACACGAGACCUGAGGAUUGUGACCGUCAAGGCGACAUCUCCGCUCGGCGAUCCCAGAGUCACGUACAAUCUGGAAGAGGGGCAAGUUCCCGAAACAAAUAUGCCGGUCCGAUUCUACCUGAAAACCAACCGAGAAAACGGAUCUGCCUCCAUUUUGGUAGCAGAACCAUUGGACUUCGAAGGGACCAAGUUUUAUACACUUCGUGUCAGGGCUCAGAAUGUGGCUGCUGUCCCCUUGGCUUCAUUCACCACCAUCCACAUCAAUGUGACAGAUGUGAAUGACAACGUCCCCUUCUUCACCUCAUCUACCUAUGAGGCCACGGUGCCAGAAGGGGCGGCAGUGGGCAUGUCGGUCGUGCAGGUCUCAGCGACCGAUCUGGAUUCUGGCCGACAUGGAAAGGUGAAUUACGCGAUCGUGAAGGACAUCAGUGGCGAUUACCACUACUUCAGCAUCGACUUUGAAACGGGGGUGAUUUUCACACAGAUGUCCUUUGACAGGGAGGUGAAAGGGUCCUACCUAAUAGAGGUCCAGUCUCAGGACAACUCUGAGUCUGCAAGGCCGGGCAAGCAAGGACAGCCCAAUACAGACAUGGCCUAUGUGCGGAUCUUUGUCAGUGAUGUGAACGACAAUGCACCAGCCUUCCCACAGCAGACCUACACUAUAAGUGUGGACGAGGACAAAGACAUUGGCUUUGUGGUUAUCACGGUGUCUGCUAAUGAUGGAGAUGAAGGUGCAAAUGCCAAACUGAGGUAUCAGAUUGCAUCGGGGAAUGUGAAAGGAAUGUUCGAUGUGGAGCCAGAGGUGGGGACAAUCUUUAUAGCUCAGCGGCUAAACUAUGAAGAAGACCAACGUUAUGAACUGCGGCUUGUGGCCUCCGAUGGCAAAUGGGAAAACCAAACUCUGGUUACGGUCAACGUCAUCAACCAGAAUGAUGAGGCACCGGUCUUCACUCAGAAUGAGUAUCACAGCAGCAUCCUGGAAGAGCUACAGGACUUGCCAGUGUUCGUACUGCAGGUUUCAGCGACGGACCCGGACCAAGAGGCGGAUCAGAGCGCCUUGCGAUACUCUCUGCACGGACAAGGGGCGAACAGCGAGUUUGCCAUCGACGAGCUCACGGGCAAGAUCUACACGAGGAAGAGUCUGGACCGCGAGGAGCGAUCCGUGUGGCGCUUCUUGGUCCUCGCCACCGACGAAAGCGGCGAUGGCCUCACGGGUUUCUCCGACGCCAUCGUCGAGGUGCGUGAUGUGAACGACAACAGGCCCUCCUUCCUGUGUGCGGUGGAAGGCUGCUUCGUGGGACACGUUCCGGAGAAUUCCCCGGCGGACACUUCCGUCAUGGAGAUGGCGGCAACGGAUCGGGAUGACCCCAAGGCCGGGCGGAACGCGGUCCUGACGUACAGAAUAAUCCAGAACGUUCGCAACAGAAUCAAUCUCAACUUGUUUUCCAUCAACGCAUUGACCGGCACGGUCUACACCGUGUUGGGCUCUCUGGACAGAGAGAAAGAAGAUACGUACCUGGUGGUGGUGGAAGCUCAAGAUGGAGGCGGGUUGGCGGGAACGGGGACGGCCACCAUUUUGGUCACCGACGUGAACGACCACGCCCCGGUUUUCACCCGAGACGUCUUCGCGGCAAAGAUCUCGGAAAACACCCGGAUGAACACCGACGUCCUUGUUCUCUCGGCGACCGACCAGGACGAGGGGGACAAUGCCCUGGUGACCUUCAGCAUCGUGGGCGGUGACAACGAUCACAAAUUUCUCAUCGAAACCGACCAACUCGGGAAGCGAGGCGUCAUCAAACUGAGGAAAAGGCUCAACUACGAGAAAUCUAACGAGAGGAGGUUCAACCUAACUGUCAGAGUGGAAGAUCUGGACUUUUUCAGCACGGCCACUUGCAUCGUUGACGUGGAGGACUACAAUGACCACCCGCCGGUCUUCCGCCCGCAGUUUUACCAAGCUGAUCCGCUGCUGGAAGAUGUCUUCAUUGGCACUAGAGUUGUUCAGGUCUCGGCAUCGGACGAGGACUCUGCCCAGAAUGGCCAGUUCUCGUACAGCUUCGCCAACGGUUCGGACGCGCUGGGGCAGUUUGCCGUGGACGGGGACGGUUGGGUUACGGUGGCCGGUAGCCUGGACCGGGAGUCGACGGCGCAGUACCAACUGGUGGUGCUGGCCGUCGACGGGGGAAGCCCCGCUCUCACCGGGAGCGCCACCAUCCGUUUGACGGUGCAAGACGUCAACGACAACGGGCCAGAGUUUGAGGCGCCGUACGCGCCGAUCGUUUGGGAGAACGCGCCCCCACCCCAGGCCGUGCGGCUGAACGAGACCUCGGCCCUGAUGUACGCCAGAGACAAGGACAGCCCGGCGAACGGCGCUCCCUUCUCCUUCACGCUGUUGACCCACCGCGGCAACUCCAGCGGCUUUGCCUUGACGGAUCACGGCAACGGUACCGCGGGUCUGACGGCGCUCCGUCUGUUCGACAGGGAAGACCAAAAGGUCUUCUACCUGCCGGUGAAGAUCAGCGACAGCGGUUCCCCGCAGAUGAGUUCCACAAGCACCUUAACCAUCACCAUUGGAGACGUCAAUGAUCAUCCCCACUCAGCUGGCUGCAUGGAAUUUCUGGUCUACAGUUACAAUGGUCGACUUGCUACCACCGAGUUAGGCAGGGUGCGAGCUCCGGAUCUGGAUGACUGGGGUGAUAAAAAGUACAUGUUUAUCGGAUCGCUUCCAAGAUAUUUUGCCCUCAAUGAAGAUUCUGGUUUCCUCAGUAUUAUUGAAGGCACGCCCGCUGGAGUUUAUGGCUUUGAGGUCAAAGUUGCAGACGGCACUUGGCCCGAUGUCAUUUCAUCGGUGAAGGUGGCUGUCACAGAUCUGGAGGAAGAUGCCGUAUACAAUGCCGGUUCCCUCAGACUGAAUGGAAUCACAGCUGAAGAGUUUAUCUCCAAGCCUAUCCAAGCCGAAGAAAGUAAAUACUCCAACUUAAGAAGGAUGUUAGCAGAAAUCAUUCCGGCACAGCUGGAUAAUAUUGAUAUUUUCAGUGUUGUGAAUGCCGGGGGUCGUGUUGGAGAACUAGAUGUCUGGUUUGCGGCUCGAGGGCCUCCAUUCUUCAAGGCGGAGAAGUUGAACGGAAAUGUGGCAGCUUUCAGACCCAAGUUGGAACUCGCCUUAAACGUGAGCAUCUCGCAGGUGGGCGUGGACGAGUGUGGGAACGCUGCCUGCGAGCGGGCGACGGGAUGUACCAGCAGCACCGGCUUCAGCCCAGCUCCCACCGUGCUGGAGGCCGGAGAGGUUGCCCUGGUCUCCAUAACAACCUCCACCACUGCCCAGUGCCUCUGCUCAGCCCGCGAAGGCCGGCGAUACUCCUGCUCUUCCUAUUCCAUUAACCCAUGCCUCAAUGGAGGCACUUGUGUGGAUGUUGAUUGGGGUCACAGGUGUCAGUGCAAUCCGAUGUUUGACGGGCCGGAAUGCCAGCAGACAAGAUACACAUUUAAAGGACAUGGUUACGCCUGGUUUCCUCCCAUCAAGGUUUGCUUUAAGAGUGUGAUUUCCCUGGAAUUCCUCACUGAAACCGCCGAUGGGCUUCUACUUUACAAUGGCCCUCUCUCACACCUCCGUUCUGGAGAACCUGAAGACUUCAUUGCGUUAGAGUUGAGGAAUGGAGUUCCCUCUCUCAGCAUUAAUCACGGGACAGGAUCGCUACAUCUCCAGCUGCCGCCCGGUGUCUAUGUUGCCGACCGGCAUUGGCACAGGUUGGACAUAACGAGCGAUGGAAAGAGAGUGAGUAUGAUCCUUGACCAUUGCAACAAUGCUGUUGUGAAUGAGAAGGAAGGCACAGGCAAAGGCCCCUCAGAAAUGGACCGCAACAUGUGUGAAAUUUCUGGGGAAACUCCCGGGGAAGCAAGGUUUUUAAAUGUCCAGCAACCUCUUCAGCUGGGCGGAAUUAAGAAGUUCCAACCACAUCUUCAUGACCAGCUGGACUUCACAGGGUUCGCAGGCUGCGUAAGGAACCUAAACAUCGAUAGCAAGGUGUACGACCUGGCGAAUCCCGCAGAGUUCGUGGACAGUGGUCCCGGCUGCGCGGCAACUGACGAAGUCUGUCACAGUGCCGGCACGUAUUCCUGUGGUGUCCACGGAAAAUGUUUAGGAGAAUGGGGAUCGUUCAGCUGUGACUGCAGACCCGGCUACACUGGAUACAAGUGUGAGAAAGCUCUGCCUGAAUGGUCAUUUGGGAAGGACAGCGUGAUUCAGUACCAGCAGAAAGGGGCUCUGAGUGCCCGCAGGACACAGGUGCAGCUGAUGUUCCGUACCCACAGUGCCAACGCUUCCCUCUUCACCCUCACGUCCAAGGACACCAGCGAAUACAUCAUACUGGAGAUUGCCAGUGGGUAUUUUGGCAUCCGAGUUAACCUCGGUGAUGAGGAGCAUUCACUGAAGGUGCAGACAUUACGUGUGGAUAGUGGACAGUGGACCCUGGCCAACAUGGAGCGCUACGACAAUGAAUUCACGCUGCGUCUCAACAGUGGGGGAGGAGGCCUGGAGGUGACGUCUCCACUGGGAACCCACCGGGAAAUCCUGACGGACGCUCCCAGCCUGGUUUUGGGAAAGAGCCUUCACGAGGUUUCGCCUGGUGACUUUCAAGGCUGCAUGAGUGACGUUCGAUUAAAUGGUCAUCUAUUACCAAUGGAUGGAAGGAAUACAAUGUUAACUGCAACUCUUGAUCGAAGGGGUGUAACAAAUGGCUGCCUUUCAAAUGUCUGCAGCAGCAGACCCUGUUCUACCCCCUUUUAUUGUGUAGAUUUGUGGAGAAAAUAUGAGUGCAGGUGUCCAGCGGGGCAGGUGUCAGUGCGGAGUAAUGAUACUGGUCUGGAGGGCUGUACAAUGUCACCUUGUGGGCCAUGGACAUGUCACAACGGAGGCACAUGCGUCACCCAAACAGCCCAGCAGUUUGUCUGCCGCUGUGCAGAAGGAUACAGAGGGCAGCGUUGUGAGACCAGCAUGGUGACAUUGGGAAUCCCAGCAGGGCUGAACAUCACCUCCAUCUUGUCCAUCAGCAUCUGCCUCAUCCUCUUAAUAGUUCUGGCGAUCGGCGUCAGCGUCUGGGGUGCGUGUGGAAAAGCCAAGUUCCAGAAAGGAGGAGUUUACCACAUUCCUGUCGAGCGAGAGAGCUGGGAGGAUGUACGGGAAAACAUCCUCAACUACGACGAGGAAGGAGGCGGAGAGCAGGACCAGAACGGCUACGACAUCAGUGAACUGAAGAAACCUUUGCGUGCGAGUCUGAGUCAGUCCUCGUCCACAACAAGUGCCGCUCAGGUGAGAGGCUCCACUGAUUCUCCGGAAGAGACGCUGCUCAACAAGAGGACUCACCCAAACGUGAUUUUUUCGGAACCCCUGCAAUCUGGCGGCCCGGACUUCAAGAACUACGUGUCGCAGAUUAUCUGGGACGCAGACCACGACCUGAGGGCCCUUCCGGAGGACACGGUCCACAUUUACUGCUUCGAGGGGCGGGGGUCGCCCGCGGGGAGCCUGAGCACGGUGGGCACGUUGAACGCAGACGAGGACUUGAGCCCCGACUAUCUCGGCAACUGGGGCGUCAAGUUCGACAGACUGAAGGAUUUCUGUGCCCAGAAACAGAACGAUGGCCUGCAGAAAUAGAAAGGGCCCGCAAAAUCGUGUUGAAAAUCCAAAAUGAGAAAUUAUUGGCAAGAUCAUUUAGCGAUCAUCUCGCUCACUUUCCAGAUGUUUGUUUAAAUAAUCAAAGACGUUGAGAAUCAAAACAAACCCGGAAAUUAAUUUUGAUAACUCAUUACUCAUGCCUACCAACUUCCACCCUGUUCUCACUUUGACGGGGUAAAGAUCAAUCAAAAUAUGUAAAUGACAAUGUGAUCCAGUUUGAUAAAAAUGCUGGAGAAACUCAGCGGGUGAGGCAGCAUCUGUGGAGCGAAGGAAAUAGGUGACGUUUCGGGUCAAGACCCUUGUGAUCAAAGAUAAAUGCAGUUUCCCUUUUUAAUUAAAAAAAAAGAAGCACCUUAUUUAUUAUAAACAAAGAUCAUAAUGGACUAUCAAAGAAGGCUAAGAUAGACCAAGAUAAACUGCUAAAUCCAAUGGACUGACGUGGAUUAAAUUGCAAGAGGCAUAACGGAGGUCGGGGUCUUAUUCCUCAAAUGGCGGAAGUGACGUACCGUUGCGUACUACACGUCAGUCCAUUGGAUUUCGUAGGAGUGGUCUAUCUUGCUCCUCUAGUAUCUUUGCUUCUGAUAGACUCGAAACGUCGCCUAUUCCUUCGCUCCAUAGAUGCUGCCUCGUCCACUGAGUUUCUCCAGCAUUUUUAUCUACCUUCGAUUUUUCCAGCAUCUGCAGUUCCUUCUUAAACAUGUGAUCCAGUUUAGUAAUCUACCAAAAUAACCAUGAGAAUGUGCCGAAGAGCAGGGGGCAAACUGCAAAUUAUGCCUCUUUUGAGGUAAAUCAUUGAGGAAACAACAGUAUUCACUGCAGAAGCAAAGAUGUUGGUUUAUACCAAGGAUAGACGCAAAGUGCUGGAGUAACUCAGCAGGUCAAGCAGCAUCUCUUGAGAAAAAGGAAUAGGUGAUGUUCUGGGUCGGGAUCCGAAGAAGAGUCUGAAGAAGGGUCCCGACCUGAAACGUCACCUAUUCCUUUUCCUCCAGAGAUGUUCCCUGACCCACUGAAUUACUCCAGCACUUUGUGCCUGUCCUUAUGUCUGCACUGUAUUCAAAUGCUCUGAGCCAGUCGUGCAGAUCUGAGAGACUAGUUGUGCAGACUUAAUUUCUGCAUUCACUUCGGCUUUACAAUGGGGCAUUCACAGUUUUGCUGGUCUGCUGGCUUCCAGACAGUAAUAAUGAAGCAAGGAAGGUAUAAAGUGACCAUAGAGUUAAUUUUGGUUGCGAUAGGGUUGGAUAGCAGCCAGUGAUCGUUUACACAGUGUCAUACUGUACAAGCUGUGAAGAAUGAUCUCAAGACAACUGAUCUUCCAAUUAAUUUUUAAGAAAGAACUGCAGAUGCUGGAAAGAUCGAAGGUAGACAAAAAUGCUGGAGGAACUCAGUGGGUGAGGCAG
Messenger RNA from Leucoraja erinaceus (little skate), 10280 nucleotides. Its product is annotated as neural-cadherin. Gene Ontology annotation, biological process: homophilic cell-cell adhesion; calcium-dependent cell-cell adhesion; cell morphogenesis. The record is from RefSeq and is a predicted model, not a curated record. Gene Ontology annotation, cellular component: catenin complex; plasma membrane; adherens junction. Gene Ontology annotation, molecular function: cadherin binding; calcium ion binding. NCBI's taxonomy places the organism in Eukaryota, Metazoa, Chordata, Chondrichthyes, Rajiformes, Rajidae.